GAAGAACAGGAAGCGAACAUUUUGAGACUCCGACGCUUGUGUUGGUGUCCACUCCCUUCCUCCUGUGAAUGAAGCUGGCCGUACUCGACACGUUUGUGUUGCUGAAACUCAGGCAGGAGAGUCAGCUAACCUGAAAGCAGCGUGUCGUAUUUAUCUAAUAAUUUAGUCUUGGUCGUGAAAUCAGGAGAUUGCGAGGCAAGGGCGUGUUUGAAUCUCAAGUGUUGGAGAGACACUCUGCCUCCUCCUCCUCCUCCUCGUCCUCCGCCUUACUGGAUGCUAGCUCGGUAGCCUUUGCAUGUCGUUACACUCCUAGUUGAAGUUGUGUUUUAGUCGGGAUUUUUUUUUUAUUUAUUCGGAGGUGAGGAUAGAAGAAGAUGGGAUGUACUCUGAGCACGGACGACAAGGCGGCGCAGGAGCGGAGCAAGAUGAUCGACAGGAAUCUGCGGGACGACGGAGAAAAGGCUGCCCGGGAGGUCAAGCUGCUGCUGCUCGGUGCUGGAGAAUCUGGGAAGAGUACAAUUGUGAAACAGAUGAAGAUCAUCCAUGAGGCAGGUUACUCAGAGGAGGAGUGUAAGCAGUACAAGGCCGUGGUCUACAGCAACACCAUCCAGUCCAUUAUCGCCAUCAUCAGAGCUAUGGGACGCCUCAAGAUCGACUUUGCUGAUCCGGCAAGAGCGGAUGAUGCGCGGCAGCUGUUCGUCCUGGCGGGUUCAGCAGAAGAGGGAUUCAUGACAGGAGAGCUGGCUGGGGUCAUCCAGCGGCUGUGGAAGGACGGAGGCGUUCAGGCUUGUUUCAGCCGCUCCCGAGAGUACCAGCUCAACGACUCUGCAGCAUACUACCUGAACGACUUGGACAGGAUAUCCCACGGUGCUUAUGUGCCCACCCAGCAGGAUGUGCUGAGGACCAGAGUCAAAACUACUGGUAUUGUGGAAACUCACUUCACUUUCAAGGACCUGCACUUCAAGAUGUUUGAUGUAGGCGGACAGAGAUCAGAGAGGAAGAAGUGGAUCCAUUGUUUCGAGGGAGUCACCGCCAUCAUCUUCUGCGUGGCUCUGAGUGACUAUGACCUGGUGCUGGCUGAGGACGAAGAGAUGAAUCGAAUGCAUGAGAGCAUGAAGCUGUUCGACUCCAUCUGCAACAACAAGUGGUUCACAGACACCUCCAUCAUCCUCUUCCUCAACAAGAAAGACCUGUUUGAGGAGAAGAUCAAAAAGAGCCCUCUCACAAUCUGCUACCCAGAAUAUGCAGGCUCCAACACCUAUGAAGAGGCAGCAGCAUACAUUCAGUGCCAGUUUGAGGACCUGAACAAGAGAAAGGACACCAAGGAGAUCUACACCCACUUCACCUGUGCCACCGACACCAAAAACGUGCAGUUUGUGUUCGAUGCCGUCACUGAUGUCAUCAUCAAGAACAACCUGAAGGAUUGUGGCCUUUUCUAAAGGCAGCCAUGUGGCCGGUGUACGGAGUGACUUUAUUCAAGGGGACUCUGACUGGAGGGAACUUUGUGGACCCUGCUGAGAAUGUCACUUUUAACCUCUUAUUAACUUAUGUUCAUCUCUAAAAGUUUUAAAGACGGUGUGUAGAAAAAACAUUUUGUGUAAAAUAUUUGUACAACUGUCUGUGGCGGGGGAUUUUUCACGGUUUUUAAAAUGUGCUUGUUUUACCUUAUUAUCAUUAUUUCAAAUUUUUAUAUAAAAAAAGGGGGCCUUGACUUUUUUUUGUCCAUAAAUGAACACUUAUGUCUUUUUCUUUGUAGGUGCUUGUGCCUUGCAUGCCUUAGUUGCUGUGUUUUCUUUCUGUUGAGUUAGAUGUUAGGUUUAUGUAGACGUUACCAUUGAACUCUUCCCAAGCCGCCCCCGAGUCCAUAUUAUCUUUUUUUAUUAUUUUAUUUUGCCUGAUUAUUUUAUUGUGUCAUUAUUUUUUGCCUCCUUGGACAAACCAAGCAAGACCAAGUCACUCUGUAGACCAAUUCACUCUGACUCUGACAUACUGUGAGAGCUGUGUGUAAACCUUUUCGGAUGUGUGGUUUGCAUGUGUGCUGCGAGUGGGAGCUUUGUUUUGAUUGAGGCCAAAAGCUAGCAUGAGUGAUUUGUGUGUGUGUGUGUUUGUGUGUGUGUGUGUGUGUGUGUGUGUGUGUGUGUGUGUGUGUGUGUGUGUGUGUGUGUGUGUGUGUGUGAGUGAGUGAGAGAGAGAGAGAGAGAGAAUGUGUGCACAAUAUAAAACAAAGGGACUUUAUUCCUCUAUUUGUCAUCCUCUUUCAAAGUUUUUAUUUUUCUAAGCGACCAAAAAGAAGCUACUCUCAGUAAUUAACGAGUGCACGUUGUUGGUGCGCCGCCACAAACUGUAACAUUCCUGAUUGAUUCAUGAAGCAAAGAGAAGCUUUGAAAAGAGGAUGCCAAUGGCGGCCUUGUAGCAGACAGUAGGACCAUAUGUAGAUCUGUGUUCAGUGCGUAGACAGACAGACAGGGCUGGGUGCACUGUUACUGAUCACAAUGUGUGAUGGUUUCAAGUUACAUAUCCCCCCUGGACCCCCGACCCUCUGUUUCCAUUGGAUGGGCACAUUAGUGGACUAAUCUCCAUGAUUUUGCUAAUAAAAGAGCUGCUGUGGUGAAACCAUGGCAACUUAUGCAACAAA
Messenger RNA from Epinephelus fuscoguttatus (brown-marbled grouper), 2635 nucleotides. RefSeq names its product guanine nucleotide-binding protein G(i) subunit alpha-1. The record is from RefSeq and is a predicted model, not a curated record. NCBI's taxonomy places the organism in Eukaryota, Metazoa, Chordata, Actinopteri, Perciformes, Serranidae. Bases 375 to 1439 code for a protein of 354 amino acids. Gene Ontology annotation, cellular component: heterotrimeric G-protein complex. Gene Ontology annotation, molecular function: GTPase activity; G protein-coupled serotonin receptor binding; G-protein beta/gamma-subunit complex binding. Gene Ontology annotation, biological process: adenylate cyclase-modulating G protein-coupled receptor signaling pathway. The transcript is spliced from 9 exons.